Molecule: messenger RNA, 2572 nt
Organism: Trichomycterus rosablanca
Lineage: Eukaryota; Metazoa; Chordata; Actinopteri; Siluriformes; Trichomycteridae
Gene: gprc6a
Product: G protein-coupled receptor, class C, group 6, member A
Exons: 6
Coding region: 1-2496 (831 amino acids)
Biological process (GO): G protein-coupled receptor signaling pathway
Cellular component (GO): plasma membrane
Molecular function (GO): G protein-coupled receptor activity
Source: RefSeq, a predicted model, not a curated record
AUGUGGACGCUCACUCUUCUCACCUCCAUCCUCGUGUUGAACACACCCGCAAGUAAAUGUGAGGAACCGGCAGGUGUUUUCUCCCCCGGGCACAUCAUCAUCGGGGGGCUGUUUCCCAUCCACACCGGGGUGGAACAACCAGGGGACUUCUCUCAACAAUCUUCUACCUGCAAGGGUUUCAGCCUGAUGGGUUUAGCUCACUCUCUGGUGAUGGUCCAGGCCGUGGUGAAAGCAAACUCCUCCGCUGUAUUAGGGAGUCUGGGCGUGACUCUGGGGUACCACAUCCACGACACGUGUUCUGAUGUCACCACGGCACUCAGGGCCACCCAGGACUUCACCACACCCGGCAACCGUCAGCCUGUUACCACCGUCAUCGGGGCCGACAGCUCGGAGAUUUCCAUCGCCGUGGCUCGAGAACUCAACCUGCACCUCGUCCCGCAGAUCAGCUAUGAGUCCACAGCCAAGAUCCUGAGUGAUAAGAACCGUUUCCCAGGAUUCUCUCGAACCGUCCCGAGCGAUGAGCACCAGAUCAGAGCCAUGGUGAAAAUCCUGCGUGCCCGGAACUGGACCUGGGUGGGCGUGGUCACUACGGACGGAGAUUACGGACUGGCCGCGCUGGAGAGCUUCGUGUCUCAGGCGGCCGAGGACGGAAUCUGUGUAGCUUUUAAGGAAAUCCUCCACGAUUGCCUGGGCGACCAGCUGAAGGUGAAUUCCUCCGUCUCUCACGCCGUUCGAACCAUCUCCGCUAACGCGAACGUGACGGCGGUGGUGUCGUUCGCCAGAGCCGAGCACAUGGAGAACCUGCUCAAGGGGCUGAUGGAGCGCAACGUCAGCCAGAAGUUCUGGAUCGCUAGCGAUAGCUGGUCGGUGUCUCAGAGCGUGGUGAGACCGGAGGAGCUGGAGCGCCUGGGCUGGGUGCUCGGACUCUCAUUUAAAGCCGGAGACCUGACGGAGGUUCAGGAGUUUGUGAGAGGUUUGGACUGGAAUGUUGAGGCUCAGCAGAACUCCUUCAUUAAAACGUUUCUCUCCAUCAGCGCUAAUGUCUCCACCGCUACAGAUGAACUGAUACUGAGCGCUCAGCCAGGCGUGGUGUUCAGUAUUCAGAUGGCCGUAAACGCCGUGGUUCACGCUGUGGAGCGACUCUGCAAGAACAGGAACUGCACCGAUCCAGGAACCGUCAAACCACCAGAGCUGCUGCAGGUUCUGAGGAACACCUCGUACCAGCUGGACGGCAUCUCGUAUAGGUUCGAUAAGAACGGAGACGUGGACCUGGGUUACGACGUCUCCAUGUGGAGGAAGAGUAACGACAGGCUGGAGACGCUGAACGUCGUGGCUCAGUACAACCAGAACGAUGCCAGUCUGAAUAUUGCCGACAUCCCUCCGAACCUGCAGUCGAGAUGCUCCAUCCCAUGUGAACCUGGAACCUUUAAGAAGAGCGCUGAAGGUCAACACACCUGCUGCUACCAGUGUAUUAAAUGCCCUGAGAACCAGUUCAGCAACCACACAGAUAUGAGCGAGUGCUAUAGGUGUGAUAAUGUGACGGAGUGGGCGGAGUCGGGCAGUCGGGCGUGUCAGAAGAAAACGCUGGAGUAUUUCUGCUGGUCUGACCCUCUCGCCAUCCUACUGCUGUUCUUCUCAGGGUUCGGUGUGAUGGUGGUGGCGCUCGUAUCGGUUCUGUUCUUCUGGUACCGGGACUCUCCGGUGGUGAAGGCCGCGGGGGGCUGGUUGUGCCAGCUCAUCCUGGCGUCUCUGAGCGUGAGCUUCUCCGGCGCCGUGCUGUUUGUGGGCAGGCCGACGGACGAUCAGUGUAAAGCUCGGCAGGUUCUGUACGGCCUCAGCUUCACCACGUGUGUCUCCUGCAUUCUGGUCAAAACCCUGAAGAUCCUGUUUGCGUUCUCUGAGGAACGUGAGCACGAGGCGCAGCGGCGACUGAAGAAGCUCUACGCCAGCGUGGGGGUCUGUGUGGCACUGCAGGUCAUCAUCUGUACCACCUGGCUGGUGGUGAAGAGCCCUCGAAGAACCUUGAGCUCGUUUAGCAUGAGUGUCCUGGAGGAAUGUGACGAGGGAUCCAACGAAGCUUUUGCUGUCAUGCUAGCUUACAUAGCGCUGCUAGCUCUGGUCUGCUUCAUCCUGGCGUACCGAGGACGUAAACUCCCUCAAAAAUACAACGAGACCAAGUUCAUCACGUUCGGCAUGCUUCUCUACCUCAUCGCCUGGACCAUCUUCAUCCCCAUAUACGUCAACACCAGAGGGAAGUACCUCCCCGCCGUGGAGAUGAUCGUCAUCCUGAUCUCCAGCUACGGAACCCUGAGCUGCCACUUCCUGCCCAAGUGCUACAACAUGAUCUUCAGGAAGAGUGAGAACACGGUGGAAGCUCACAUCAAGAACGUUCAGGAAUAUUCCAAAAAAAACGCCCUGAACCUGAAGCUUCCUGAACCGCUCAAACCUCACGCAGCGUCCAACCCAGCGUUCGUCCCUGAAACGACCGAGAGAUGAAACGUGACGAACCAGUCGAGGGUCACAGAUCAUGACCAGGAACGCAGACGAGCUGAUUUUAAUUUAGAUUUUAAAU